AAAGCGGUGGAGCCUCGGCUCCUCACACGUCUAGUCAGGGCCCAUUGACUUCGGACUCUGAGGGCGGAGCGGGAGUGAACAAACCCCUCAGCUCUCAGAGCUACGUGAUGUUGCUUCCUGCCUUUGUUUUGUCAGUGGGACGAUGGCGGCUUCCUGGUUGCUCUUGCUAGUAUCCGCUUGGACCGCAGGUGCAGAGCUUCGCUUGGCCUCCUAUUAUGCCGAUCACAUGGUAUUGCAGAAGGAACCAAGCCAGGCGGUUAUAUGGGGCUACGGAGAUUUUGGUGCCACCGUAAUGGUGACUGUUUCUAACGAUCAGAUUGUUGUGAAAAAAAUGGCAGAGAUUCAAGGAGGCUCUGAGAUGUGGAGAGCUGUCCUGAGUCCUAUGUCCCAAGGUGGCCCUUACAAAAUAGAGAUACAGCAGUACCACAGGGAAGAGGUGACGAAUGUGACGUUGAAUGAUGUCUACUUUGGAGACGUCUGGCUUUGCAGUGGACAAAGUAACAUGGAGAUGACUGUUUCACAGAUAUACAAUGCCAGCCUGGAGCUCGCAGAUGCUUCCCGCUAUCCGCUUGUGCGUGUAUUUGCAGCUGCUCUUGUCCAGUCUGAGGUGGAACUGCAGGAUCUUGCCGAAAUAAGUUUGCAGUGGUCCAUUCCUACAGCCGAAAACUUGGGCCACGGAGACUUCAGUUACUUCUCAGCUGUGUGCUGGCUGUUUGGCCGGUAUUUGUUCGAGAAGCUCAAGUAUCCAAUAGGUCUGAUAGACUCCUCCUGGGGAGGGACGCCAAUUGAGGCCUGGUCGUCCAAGAGUGCACUGCAUGAAUGCAAGAUCUCUGAGUAUGCUGAAAGUACUCCAGCAUCAUACCUUAACGCUGGCCCCAAAACAUACUCAGUGCUCUGGAAUGCGAUGAUUCACCCUCUUCUCAACAUGACCCUCCAAGGUGUUAUUUGGUAUCAAGGUGAAGCAAAUACCCUCAGGAACACGGAUCUGUACAACUGUACGUUCCCUGCUCUCAUUAAAGACUGGCGGAAAGCCUUCCAUGAAGGGUCCGAUGGGCAAACUCAGGAGGAUUUUCCCUUUGGCUUUGUCCAGCUAUCUACAAACCGCCGUGUGGAAACAGAUGACCACUUUCCACGCAUCCGAUGGCAUCAAACGGCAGACUAUGGCUAUGCCCCUAAUAAAGAAAUGCCGAAUACUUUCAUGGCUGUGACCAUAGAUCUUGGUGAUGACAAUUCUCCCUAUGGCAGCAUCCACCCCCGAGAUAAGCAGAAUGUGGCCUACAGAUUGCAUCUUGGUGCGCUGGCAGUAGCUUAUCAUGACAAAAGCGUGGUCUUCCAAGGUCCGUACCCUAAGAAAGUGGAGGUGGAUUCAGAACAUGCAUCUCUUCACGUCACCUACCAAGAGGAAGUCGUGCUUCGCCGCUCAGACAACAAGACAUUUGAAGUCUGCUGCUCUGAGCAGCCAAUGUGCAAGUGGAGUCCCGUGUCCAUCGUGUCCUCCUCCUCCUCCUCGGUGGUUCUGCACAACCCGGCUUGCCCAGCUGCUGUCAGCGGCCUGCGCUACGCGUGGAUUGAGUGGCCCUGCGAAUACAAACUCUGUCCCCUUUACAACCUGCAAGCACUGCCGGCCCCUCCUUUUAUUACAUUUUCCGAGGGUAAUCCUGGUUGGAUUGUGUCUUAAGUAGGGCAAUAACCCAAAGAUGGACCGACAGCCUAUAUUUUGGCCUUGCAAGCCAGAGUACACAGGACUGCAGGAACAGACCUGCAGAUUAUUAUUUUUCUUAAUGUAGUAAACUUCUCAUGCUGAUGAUUCCACAGAAAAAAUUGUAACAUGGGGGGGGGGGCUGCUUAUUCACCAGAAAUGUGGGGUGAAUGGGUUGCUGUUGGGGAUCAGCUCUUGCAUUUAGCACCUGCCCAAACCUUUCUAAUAGUAAAAACAUGUUCUAGGAAUUGCACUGGAAACUAGGGCAACCCACCCAUACAAGUUUUCUCAGAAGUAAGCCCCACUGAAUGCAUUGGGACUAAUUCCCAAGUAAAUGUCCAUUAAGAUUGGGGCUUUAAUUUUGCUAGUUCGUACGUUGCAUCCACUAGCUUAAUAGAUCCAUCUUCUCAAGAUGCUGCAGCAGUUCAGAAAUCUCCCCCGUCUGCUGUGAAGUUGUGAAGACCUGCAUCAUCAUGGUAAAACAAAGCAAACCUAUUAAAACAAAAAAGUUAUUUCUGAGCAGCUGUUUAGGAGUAGGCCUAAUUUGAACCAGGGCUUUGAGCUAAAACAUGACAACUGCAAUAUAAUCUAUUGCUGGGUUGACUCUAGAAUAGAGCUGAAUCAGGUUUACUUGUAGCUUUUAUUCCAGUCGUACAACCGUUGUGCCCCCUAGUGUAAUACCAGUGCUGCACUAACCGUGCAGAACAACUCAGUUCCACUCAGACAACCUUCUGUAUUAAAAUGCCCAUUUGUCACCGGGCAUCUGCUUUAAAAAGGAACUACGAGGAAGUGCAUUACUUGUCCAGUUGUCGCUGCCAAAAUCUCCGGCUACAACCAAAUGCUAGCCAUGGAAGUUUCUCCAGCUGUGGAUCCUGAUUAGCUUGACUUCAUCCCUCGAGAGGAACUGCUGGAGUGUUUGCUUUAGAAGAAACAGCGAGUCAGUCUUUUUGCACUCAAGCUGCAACUGUUUCUAUCAUGUUAACCGGAGCAGAAACGGAGGAACAGCUUGCUCUUGUUGUUAAGUUCACUGGAUUUGAAUUAAUACACAAGAGGCCAGACCUGCUGAGAAAGGUGUGAAGGAAGAACAGAUGCCCAACUUAAGGGCCAUGUGCAAACAAAUAAUGGUUUGAUUUCCCAUCUGUGGUCUGCUCCAACAUUAAUCUCGAGAUCCCCUCCCUCCCCAAAGAACCUGUUUCAAUAGACAUUUCUAUAUGAAAUGUCACACUGAAUGAGGAUGAGGGACUAUUUGAUGAGCAUCUUAGUUCUCAAUUUGUGAUGAACUUCUGUGAUGUUGGAUGGCUCCAGAGCAAGUAGAAGGCUUGAGCUUUGCCCUUGGAAAACUAGCUUUGUCACAGGCUUGUAGGGUAGUUGUGAGCAAGGUACUAUUUCUUGGUCUCAUCCUCAAUUAGGAUGGAGGCCAGAGUGAAGAAGGCAAAGGCAAAACGUGCAAUGUAACUACACAUUAAAAGAGUUGUAAAAAACUUGCACAUCUAGGAACAGGGAGGAUUUUUUUAAAAAAAAAAAAUAGACUACUUAGAUCAAAUUUUAAAAGCGUUAGAUUUAACAACAGCAAGCAUGUUAUUCUACAUACUCUUAAAAGUGAAUUCGUGAAGCUCUGACAGACACAUUGAAUUAAAGCCUGAUUUUCUCUGUAAGAGAAUAGCCAAGCAUAGUCCCCCUUUGAGGUGAAUAAUUUAUAAUACAUUUAUAUAUUACAUUUAUAAUAUAAAUUCUACAAUAGGGCGUAUUCUGCAAUAAGUCAUAUACAUUUUUCUUGUUACUAUUCAAACUUUGAAUAUUUACUGUCAACCAAAAACAUGGAUACAACUUGGGUUGAACCUUAGUGUUUGCUCAUGAUAGGGGAAAAACAACUCUGCUCUUACCUGGAAGUAAUGCCUGUUGAACACAGUAAAGUUUAGUUAGGAGUAAAAAGAAAGGCAUGGGAUGUGAGUUUUCAGAUUAUAAGGGAUUUAAUGUGUUUUUAUUGUGACAUUGACUGAUUGGUAUGUGUGCUUGUUGAGGAAAUAUCAGAAUUAGAAUAUUGGAAACAUGGUUUAAAGUUGGCCUUUUUUCUUGGUGACUUAAAGUGACGAUUAAAAUGGCCUUUAUUAAAAUCAA
This is a messenger RNA of Elgaria multicarinata webbii, 3817 nucleotides long. RefSeq names its product sialic acid acetylesterase (gene SIAE). The coding region runs from base 143 to 1678 and encodes 511 amino acids. Gene Ontology annotation, biological process: carbohydrate metabolic process. Lineage: Eukaryota; Metazoa; Chordata; Lepidosauria; Squamata; Anguidae. The record is from RefSeq and is a predicted model, not a curated record. Gene Ontology annotation, molecular function: sialate O-acetylesterase activity. The transcript has 11 exons.